AUGAACCCACAGCUUGAUAGAGACGAUUACACCAUCGCAUGGAUAUGUGCCUUAUCGCUGGAGGUCGCAGCGGCAAUCGCCAUUCUAGACAAAAAACACCCUCGGUUAUCACAGGAUAAGGGAGACAACAACGCCUACCAAUUUGGCCAAAUCGGAAGUUAUAAUAUAGUUAUCACAUGUCUUCCGUCUGGCGUUUAUGGCAACACAGAAGCAGCUGUAGCCGCGACCGAAUUACGUCGGAGCUUUCCGUCUAUAAAACAUGGCUUGAUUGUUGGAAUCGGGGGCGGGGCGCCAACUCUGCAGGAUAUUAGGUUGGGUGACAUCGUCGUGAGCGUGCCAGGGAUAAAGUAUGGCGGGGUUUUACAAUAUGACUUUGGGAAAACAAUACAGGAAGGCAAAUUUGUCCAAACAGGGGUGCUCAAUAAACCGCCAGAACUAUUCCUCAAAGAAAUUAGCAUGCUCAGGUCGCAAUACCCGAGCAACAGCUCACAUACCAUCCACGACUUGAACAGCAUCAUUACAGACACGCUACAAAAUGGAUCGAUUCCUAAGGAUUUCGCUCGCCCGCAUACUGAUAGAGACCAGUUAUUUCAAGCACAUUACGACCACCCUGACGAAAAUACACCUUGCGAUCAGUGCGAUCCUAGCAUGGUAGUCGAAAGAGCCUCUCGUGCGGAAAACCAACCAUAUAUUCACUAUGGAUUAAUCGCGUCAGGUAAUCAAGUCAUGAAGCACGGCAUCACCAGGGAUAAAUUAAGCAAAGAGAAGGGGGUUCUGUGUUUUGAAAUGGAAGCUGCCGGUCUGAUGGACAAGCUACCCUCUCUAGUCGUCAGAGGCAUCUGCGAUUACUCUGAUAGCCACAAAAAUAAAAUAUGGCAACCAUAUGCAGCACUAGCUGCUGCUGCUUUUGCGAAGGUUCUUAUACUUCGUUUGCCACAGAGAGUCAAUGAAGACUACAACCGGGCCCAAAGAUACAAAAUCGAGCUGCCAUAUGCUGAUGGCGCAGCGUUUGAAGACUCUGCAGACCAGUAUGAGCCGGAGUGCUUGUCCGGAACUAGAACUGAUCUACUCCACAAAAUUACCGAGUGGGUAGAAAACCCGCAAGGUAAAUGCAUAUUUUGGAUGUAUGGAAUGGCUGGCACCGGAAAAUCUACUAUUUCCCGAACGGUAGCCCGGUCGCUCCAAGCCAGUAGCCAACUCGGAGCUAGUUUCUUCUUCAAAAGAGGCGAAGCUGGUCGUAGUAGUGGUGCUCUUUUUUUCACCACAAUUGCCCUUCAAUUAACAAAUCGUUUUCACAGUAUGAUUCCAAGCGUCAGAAAGGUCGUUGAACUUGAGCCCAGUAUCUCAAGAAAGGCCUUCCUCGAGCAAUUCGACAAGUUGAUAUUUCAACCACUCUCUGAAUUAAACUUUGGCUCCGAUACAGCAAAACCCGUUGUGGUCGUGUUGGUAGAUGCGCUAGACGAAUGUGAAAGCAAGAAAGAUAUUCAAGUUAUUAUCUACCUUCUCGCAAAAUUCAAGGAUAUAAAAAGUAUCGAUAUGCGGAUCUUUUUGACAAGUAGACCUGAGUUACCAAUCCGCCCUAUGUUUGAGGAGUUACCGGAAGAAAUACAUGCGGAUCUAGUUUUGCACGAAAUCCCAGGAGUCGAGCACGAUAUCUCACUUUUCUUCAGAGAUGAACUCUCGAAAAUAGUGAAACGGCAUCGCAACCUUCCACUACACUGGCCAGGUAGUGAAAAUUUUCAGAAACUUGUUGAUAUGGCUACACCGCUAUUUAUUUAUGCAGCGACUCUGUGCCGGUUCAUUGGAGACGAAGAUUGGGAUCCAAGAGAACAAAUUGAAAUGCUUACUGAAUGUCGAAUGAGCUGCGAGGCAUCGAAGCUCGAAAAGACCUAUUUCCCGAUUUUAAACCAGCUAAUCGUUGAUAAAUACCCUGCUCAACGAGACAGAUUUGUUAGAGAAUUUAAAGAAAUAGUUGGUACAAUUAUUAACCUUGCUAGUCCACUCUCUAUCCCGUCCUUAGCGCGCCUCUUGUCAGUCGAAGAAGUCACCAUUCAGUACAGGUUGACACGGUUGCACUCCGUCAUUAAUGUCCCAAAAGACCGUCAAGCUGUAGUUAGAAUUUUCCAUCUAUCUUUUCGCGACUUUCUUCUCGACCCCAGCCUUGAACACGCGAGCAGUCUCGGCACACACGCGAGCCGGUUUUGGAUAGACGAAAAAAAAGCGCAUGAAAUAAUUUUCAGCAAGUGUAUUGAGCUUAUCUCCAGCUCUAAAGGUAUCAAGAAAGAUAUCUGCGGUUUGAAAUUGCCCGGAACUUUCCGAUCAGACAUUAGUAACGAACUCAUUGAACAGGAUUUACCGCCUGAACUUCAAUAUGCGUGUCGUUACUGGGGAUACCACCUGAAGCGAAGUGGGAAUUAUAUUAGUGAUCACGAUCAAACACACAUGUUUCUUGAGCAGCAUCUUCUUCACUGGCUUGAAGCAACAAGCCUUUUAGGUGACAUAUUUAACACUCUCAAUACGAUUAACACUCUACAAUCGAUUGUGGGUGCAGAGAAUAGUGAUAGUAUAUCCAAGUUUAUUUACGAUAUAAAACGCUUUGUACUCCAAAAUCAAGGCAUCAUUGACAAGGCUCCCUUACAGACGUAUGCCUCGUCUAUUAUCUUCACUCCCAAAAUGAGUCUUGUAAGGAAGGCGUUCAACCCGGAGAAGGUGGCCCAGUGGGUGUGCAGACUUCCUCGAGCUCAGAACGAGUGGGAUGCUUUGCUACAGACUCUGGAAGGGCAUGAACAUUCGGUCACAGCGGUCGCAUUCUCACCCAACGGCAGAACUCUGGUGUCAGCGUCGGAUGAUAAAACUGUCAGACUGUGGGAUGCAGGCACCGGAGCACCCCUUCAGACACUACAGAAGCAUACAGACAGAGUCACGGCCGUCAUGUUUUCUUCUGACAACAAGGUUCUAGCGUCGGCAUCUGACGAUAAAACCAUUAGAUUGUGGGAUGCAGGCACUGGAGCGCCCUUGCAGACACUGGAGCAUACAGACGAAGUCACAGCCGUCGCGUUUUCUCCUAACAACGAUGUUCUAGCGUCGGUAUCUAAUAAAACCGUCAGACUAUGGAAUGCAGAUACUAGAGCGCCCCUGCAGACGCUGGAGCAUAUAGACCGGGUCAGAGCCAUCGUGUUCUCUCCUGACGGCAGGGUCCUAGCGUCAGCAUCUGAAGAUGGAACCCAUGGAACCGUCAGGUUAUGGGACGCAGGCACCGGGGCGCCUCUGCAGACGCUGGAGCGUACAGAUAGAGUCAGAGCCGUCGCUUUCUCUCCUGACGGCAGGGUUCUGGCGUCGGCACCUGAUAAAACCGUCAGACUGUGGGAUGCAGGCACCGGGGCGUCUCUGCAGACGCUAGAGCACGUAGGCCGGGUCAGAGCCGUCGCGUUCUCCCCUGACGGCGGGGUUCUGGCGUCAGCGUGUGGGUAUGGAACCGUCAAGUUAUGGGGCGCGGGCACUGGGGCGCUUCUGCAGACGCUAGAGGGGCAUACAGACUCGAUCAGAGCCGUCGCAUUUUCUCUUGAUAGCAGAACUCUAGCGUCUGCAUCUGAUGACGAAACUAUUAAAUUAUGGGAUGUAGGCGCUGAAGCGCCUUUGCAAAUAUCAGAGGGACAUACAGAAUGGGUUAUAGCUGUUACGUUCUCUUCUGAUGGCAGAGCCCUGGCAUCGGCAUCUGACGAUAAAACCAUUAGAUUGUGGGAUACAGGUACCGGAGCGCUCUUGAAAACGCUAGAGGGACAUACAGAUGGAGUCACAGCUAUCGCGUUCUCUCCUGACAACAAAGUUCUAGCAUCCGCAUCUGAGGAUGAAACUGUCAGGUUAUGGGACGCAGAGAUUGGAGCACCUCUGCAGAUAUUAAAGGGGCAUACAGCCUGGACUCGAACCAUCGUAUUCUCUUCUGACGGCAAAAUUCUGGCAUCGGCAUCAGAGGAUAAAACCGUAAAGUUAUGGGACGCAGGCAGUGGAGCACUCCUUGUGACGCUAGAGAAGUCAGAUAUUCCUCACUCUUUUUCUUUAAAAAAAGACCACGAACUUCGUGUUGAGGAAGAGUGGUUAACCCGAGGUGGAGAAAGGCUUAUCUGGCUUCCGCGGAGCCGUAGAGCCACUUGCUCAGCUUCACAUGGCAACAUGAUAGCCUGCGGCCACGCCUCUGGUGGCCUUUCACUUAUUGGGUUCAAAUUUGACCUUUUAAGAUCUGGCGCCGAAGGCAGCCUCUAG
Messenger RNA from Orbilia oligospora ATCC 24927, 4260 nucleotides. RefSeq lists its product as uncharacterized. Gene Ontology annotation, molecular function: catalytic activity; protein binding. Lineage: Eukaryota; Fungi; Ascomycota; Orbiliomycetes; Orbiliales; Orbiliaceae. The transcript has 3 exons. The coding region runs from base 1 to 4260 and encodes 1419 amino acids. The record is from RefSeq and is a predicted model, not a curated record. Gene Ontology annotation, biological process: nucleoside metabolic process.